ACUCAGAGACACCAGCAAAGGUAUGGUCAACUCUUCUCUCCAUCUCACUCAAUGACUUUCUUUAACUCUUCAGUUUUGGUUUCACUAUUAUGAUCAGAGUCAGUCCAUCUGAAUUCUUUAUUUAUGUCUGAUUAUAAAUAGAUUUUGUGAUGUUUGAAUGUUGGAUUUAUUUGUAACAGAUAACAAUGGCAAAUUUUGUUGCAUAUAGGUUGUGUUUUGCAGCUUAAGUUUGUUUCAGGAGUCUUUCCAUGCUUCUAUGGGCACGUAGCAACUCAGUGAUCUUUGUACCUGUGACACAGUCUGAAUUUCACAGGUUUCUCUAGACUAAACCAAAUAUUUGCUGCAACAAACAAACAUACUGAGUAAAUUACAGGAAAGAAGCGUGUUUGUAGAUAAAAGGAUGACAUGCUGAAAUGAACUCAUGCCUGCUGUCUUAGAGAGAUGACCCAGCAAUGAAACAGCAGAUGGGUGACUGAUCUUUACAAGAAGCAGCUAAUGAUGCCAAAUUUUCUUACUCUUCCAGGCAGAACUUUUAACAGGAAACUACAAAUAUGCACUACAAUCCAGCAAUUCUGUUUUCUCUGCUGCAACUUGUAAGCUUGGGGACCAGUGUUCCUUUGCCAUCGGACAUGGUGAAGAUGAAGGCAAAAGUGAAAUGGAUGACUGAACAGCUGGUGAUCAAGCUCACCAGAAACUUCCGAGUUCUUGAUAACGUCACAGUCAAUCCACCUGCUGAUACGGUGGAUGGACUUUCCUCCAUAGUGGCCACCUUGGAGGGUUAUAACAGCGUGAUCUCUGACAGCCUUGAUGGAGUCACCCAGAUCAAGACUGAAAUUUCUUCGCUGGCAGGUUUCCUCUCUCGGUGGCAGCAGGGACACUGCAGCGAGCAGCGACCAAAGCCCUCGGUACCUGGACCGCUACAAGAGCUGCAGAGCCGCAAAGAGUUCAUUCACACCGUGAGCAGGGAGGCUCUCGUGAGGGUGAAGGAGUUCCUCAAACUGGUACUGAAAAAUCUGGAUCAACUUGAGACUUGCUGAAAGACUUGCUUUACAAACAAUACUUGAGUUUUGACUUUUUAUAGCCAGAAUGUGAAGUUUACAUCAGAGCUGUCUGAAUUAGUAUCCCCCCUGACUAUGUUGGACUAUUUAAGGUAAAUGUAUUCUUGAAUAUGCACAUAUUUAUAUACCUAAAUAUUUAUAUAUUGCUUUAAGGAAAUGUGUAUUUUUUAACUGACAUCUAUUUUGCACAGCAUUAAGUGUUGACUUAAAGGAGUAAUUAUCUGUAAAAAGGUUACACACAAAGAUAAAUCACACAAACAAAAGUCUGUAAAAGUUUUAAAAACUUUGGUUGAAAAUUAUGAAUUUUAAAGUACUUUAGAAGCAGGAACAGCCUAGGAUGAAGCACCACAAUGAGCUUUAACAUCAUCUCCUGAAAUCCCUGAAAACCAGAUAAGUACUUUCCAAAAAUAACAGCUGUGUUUGAGAAUUUCAGGGCCAGAGAGAGCGAAGGGCAGCCAUGAUUGCAGGUCAAUAUCAUUUGCUCUUCCAAAACUGCCAUGUACAUCUGAGGAUGAUAUUUUGUAUAUUUUUGUACAGCUGCAAUAACUUUUACUGUUUGAUUCAAACUUAAUAAAUAUUUGAUACAAAGAA
This is a messenger RNA of Cheilinus undulatus (humphead wrasse), 1649 nucleotides long. Its product is annotated as leptin-like. The record is from RefSeq and is a predicted model, not a curated record. Gene Ontology annotation, molecular function: hormone activity. Gene Ontology annotation, biological process: signal transduction. NCBI's taxonomy places the organism in Eukaryota, Metazoa, Chordata, Actinopteri, Labriformes, Labridae. Bases 552 to 1037 code for a protein of 161 amino acids. Gene Ontology annotation, cellular component: extracellular region. The transcript is spliced from 2 exons.